Zonotrichia albicollis (white-throated sparrow) is the source of this 2124-nucleotide messenger RNA. The record is from RefSeq and is a predicted model, not a curated record. Lineage: Eukaryota; Metazoa; Chordata; Aves; Passeriformes; Passerellidae.
AUGGGCAUAUGGCAGCCUCAGACCAUUCGGCAGACUCUUCAAAAGACACUGCAGUACUUUGAGCAUCAAGUUAUUGGUUACAGAGAUGCAGAGAAGAAUUUUCACAAUAUAUCAAACAGAUGCUCCUAUACAGACUGCUCUGGCAAUGAAGAAACUGAAGAUGUCUCAGGAAUUCUCCAGUGUACGGCUAAUGUGCUUGGUCUGAAGUUUGAGGAAAUGCAAGAGAAGUUUGGGGAAGAAUUCUUCAAUAUCUGCUUUGAGGAGAAUGAGAGAGUGCUUCGAGCUGUAGGUGGGACCCUUCAAGACUUCUUCAAUGGCUUUGAUGCUUUGCUGGAGCAUAUUAGAACUUCAUUUGGAAGACAGGCCACCCUGGAAUCUCCUUCUUUCCUAUGCAAAGAACUCCCUGAAGGCAAUCUCAUGCUUCAUUAUUUUCACCCGCAUCAGAUUGUGGGAUUUGCAAUGACAGGAAUGAUAAAAGCAGCAGCAAAGAAGAUUUACCGCUUGGAAGUGGAAGUAGAACAGGUCACAAACGAUAAGUUGUGUUCAGAGGGGACAAACCCAGGUAACUGCAGUUGUUUGACUUUCCUUAUCAAAGAACAUGAAAAUGCAAAUACCACAAAAGCACUUCCACCAGGAACUUCCCAGUCCCCCUUAGACCUGAGGAUUAGUAUCAGCACCUUCUGCAGAGCUUUCCCCUUUCACCUGAUGUUUGAUCCAAACAUGCUGGUUCUCCAGCUUGGAGAAGGUCUUAGGAAGCAGCUGAGAUGUGACACUCAUAAAACGCUGAAAUUCCAAGAGUGCUUUGACAUAGUCUCUCCUAAAAUCAGUGCCACAUUUGAACGAGUUCUCCUGAGGUUAUCUACACCCUUUGUCAUCCGGACCAAACUUGAGGAUUCUGAUUCUGAAAGUAAAGAUAAGGUGAUGGAAAUUAAAGGACAAAUGAUUCAUGUGCCAGAAUCAAACUCUAUAUUGUUUCUGGGAUCCCCCUGUGUGGACAAGCUGGAUGAGCUGAUGGGCCGAGGCCUCCAUCUUUCGGACAUACCUAUCCAUGAUGCUACUCGUGAUGUCAUACUGGUUGGGGAGCAAGCAAAGGCACAGGAUGGCUUGAAAAAACGAAUGGAUAAGCUGAAGGCAACACUCGAAUGUACACACCAAGCCCUGGAAGAGGAGAAAAAGAAGACAGUAGAUCUCCUUAUUUCUAUUUUCCCUGAAGAGGUGGCUCAGCAGUUGUGGCAGGGGCAGCAGGUUCAGGCCAGGAAGUUUGAUGAUGUGACCAUGCUCUUCUCGGACAUUGUUGGCUUCACUGCCAUCUGUGCCCAGUGCACGCCCAUGCAGGUCAUCAGCAUGCUCAACGAGCUCUACACGCGCUUCGACCACCAGUGUGGAUUCCUUGACAUCUACAAGGUGGAAACAAUAGGUGAUGCGUACUGCGUUGCAGCAGGGCUCCAUAAGAAAAGCCUUAGUCAUGCCAAAGCCAUUGCCCUGAUGGCAUUGAAGAUGAUGGAGCUUUCAGAAGAGGUUCUUACUCCAGAUGGAAGCCCAAUUAAGAUGAGGAUAGGCAUUCACUCAGGUUCGGUGCUGGCCGGCGUCGUCGGCGUGAGAAUGCCGCGCUACUGCCUCUUUGGGAACAACGUCACCCUGGCGAGCAAGUUCGAGUCAGGGAGUCACCCACGCCGCAUCAACGUCAGUCCCACCACGUACCAGUUUGUAUCAGAAUGUGCAAAGAAGUCAGGCAUUGGAGGCAAGGAAGCACAACAGAAAAGCCAGCCAUUCCUGCUAAAAAUAAUAUGUAACAGAAGAAGUGGGAGAUAUCUCCCAAAGUGAGGUAGUUUUAUGCACUAUUACAGCUUUUGACUGGAGAUUUGGGUUCCACCCGUUAAACACAGUUUUCAUGAAAGAAAGCACACUCCCAUUGUCUCAGAAGGAAGUCAAAUGCCAGUAUUUUGCCAGUAAGGCCAAGAGAUUACAAAGAGAUUUAAUGCUUUCUUGAAGACAGAAUUUUAUUUAGCACUGUAAAGACGCACUUGAUAGAAGCAUGCUCAUAAUGUAGGAAAAAAGAUUGAAAAUGGCAAAUCAUUAUCCCUAGCAUUUUGAAGAAAUUAUGCAAAUGGAGAGAAGGCUUGA